This is a messenger RNA of Biomphalaria glabrata, 3651 nucleotides long. Its product is annotated as beta-1,3-galactosyltransferase 5-like. Lineage: Eukaryota; Metazoa; Mollusca; Gastropoda; Planorbidae. Bases 470 to 1519 code for a protein of 349 amino acids. The transcript is spliced from 3 exons. Gene Ontology annotation, cellular component: membrane. Gene Ontology annotation, molecular function: hexosyltransferase activity. The record is from RefSeq and is a predicted model, not a curated record.
CCACAGUGUUACGGUUCACUGGAGACACUCCGCCAGAGAGUGUUCCAAUUCUAAAGCCGUAUCGGGUGUUAAGUUUUUGUUAAGUAUUGUUAGAACCUUGAAACAAAUCUAGACAUGUACAACAGACAAAUUCCUAGUAGGCCUCCAUGGGUCUUUCAAACGAUUAUUUUUGUAAAAGGCGUGGAGUUUUUUUUUAAUGGUAUAGUGCAGACAUAGUAUGUUAUACAAUUGAUUUAAACACAUACAUUUAAGUUAAUGCUAAGGAUUGUAAUUAGCAUUAGGUUAACUAAUAGUUUGAUUUUCUUUUGAGUCAUUCACAUUCGAGUCUUACAUUUGAAAUGGCGUGAACCAGCAAUACUGUAGAGAGCUGUGUCAACACACCAGCAAAGAGAGACAACCAAUGUAUUUCCCACAACAGACUAUCAAUAGACACUGGCUUGGCAGAUGAAACAGAAGAAUCUUCAAUAGAAUGCCGGUGCCUACGUCAAUAAAACGUAUGAAAAGAUUGAUGAUUUUCCUGGCUGGUCUAACCGUCGUAAUGUGGUUAGCAUCUUCACUUGUAAUAAGCACGUUCUCUCUCGCUAUACCUAUCAGAACCAGUGAGAACAGCACUAAGGAAUCAUAUAUUGAACUUUCCAAAAACAGCGUGAACAUGGUCAAAAACAACGUCAGGAUUCAAAAUAGAUCUCUAGAAAAUAAAACAUUGACAGAGAUCGACAGACUCAUUGCAGAAAACAAGAAAUUAAAAGAACACAUGUAUACUCAGGAGGAGGUCAUCUCAUUUCUAUCUCAACCAAUCCUAAACGAGUACAGUAUUAAAUACAUGUUCAAUCCAAGCACGGCAUGCGCAGAAAAUAUGAAUCAGGUCUUGUUUAUUGUCCCAUCAAAAACAAACAAUUUCGACAACCGAAACAAAGUCCGGCAGAGCGAGCGAGGGAAGUUUGUCAACCUGACGGAGAAUGGUUCGAAGCUUUUCUUUUUUCUGGGAAGACACCAAGGCGGCUCACAAAAAAUUCAGCGCCUGAUAGAAGACGAGAUCGUUACGUAUAGAGACAUCGUUCAGAUUGAUUUUACUGACACUUAUGCAAAUAUCCUUCAGAAGACUGUCUCCAUGUUACAUUGGGUCACUCAUUUCUGUUCCAAUACUUCUUUUGUCGUCAGGACGGAUGAUGACGUCAAGGUCAAUGUCACUAACAUCAUCUCAGCGCUAGAAGAAAAACGUCGCACCUUCCGACAUUUUUUGCUCGGUGAGAUCCAAGAAGGAUGGGAGCCAAUCCGCAACAGGCACAGCAAAUACUUCUUAUCAAUGACGGAAUAUCCACACCCCCUCUUGCCACGGUUCGCCAUAGGAGGAUUGCUGGGAUUUCCCGCUGCAACUGCUGCGCUGUUGUACCAGUGUGCGUUGAGGCUCAAGCCGAUAUGGCUAGAUGACGUGUUCAUUACAGGACUUUGCGCGCCAAAAGUGGGUGUGACGUUGAUAGGUGAUCCUAGAUUUACUUUUAAGCACUGGGAUUGGUGAUACAAAAAUGUAUCAAGCAACAAAAUGUGUUAAAUUAUUGAAUGCAUAUUUAACAAUCGAAAAUAUAGCAAAUAUUUGUAAAGAAUCACAACUACUCAAUAUUUUAAAAGAAUCACAAGUAGUCAAUAGUUGUAAAGUAUCACAAGUAGUCAAUAUUUUAAAAGAAUCACAAGUACCCAAUAUUUUAAAUGAAUCACAAGUAGUCAAUAUUUGUAAAGAAUCACAAGUUCCCAAUAUUUUAAAUGAAUCACAAGUAGUCAAAAUUUGUGAAGAAUCACAAGCAAUCAAUAUUUGUAAAGAAUCACAAGUAGUCAAUAGUUGUAAAGAAUUAUAAGUAGUCAAUAUUUGUAAAGAAUUACAAGUAGUCAAUCUUUACACAAAAUUUUCACAUGUACAUGUGUGAUUUUAAUACAUGGAGGUGCGGUGGCUGAGUGGUAAAGCGCUUGGUUUCCGAACCGAGGCCCCGGGUUCGAAUCCUAGUGAAGACUGGGAUUUUGAAUUUAGGAAUCUUUGGAUGCCUCUGAGUCCACCCAGUUCUAAUGGGUACCUGACAUUAGUUGAGGGAAAAGUAAAGGUGGUUGGUGGUUGUGCUGGCCACAUGACUCCGUCGUUAACCGUAGGCCACAGAAACAGAUGACCCUUACAUCAUCUGCCCAAAUAGACCACAAGGUCUGAAAGAGAAACAUUUUUCAUACAUGGAGGAAAAUACAGAAAUCGAAAUGAUUAAUAAGCAAAGCUUGGCUGGUUUGGUGACAAUUAGGUCAUAUUGUAAGACUUGACUCACUGUCAAAAGUCAUCCUUCAAGGUACAGUGGUGGGAGCACGAAAGAGGUGUCAUUCAAAGAUAAGCUGGCAGGACAAUGUCAAAGAAUGGAUCAAUCUCUCUUUUGACAUCUAAUUAACAGCACUGCUACGACGAAAUUCAAGGGACAGAUGAAAGAGAGAGAUAAUCACAUUGAAAAGCUCUUUCGAUUUUGGUUCCAAAUAAUCUAAUAUACAAACUAGAAAGUAUGGUAUUAUUAUUAUAGCUUUUAUAUAGCGCUACUUUCAUGCUUAUAGCCUGCUCAGAGCGCUUUUGGUCCAAUCUCAUUUGUGGACCAGUGGGGGGGAGGGGUAUCUAGGAGUUAGUUCUCCGUGCUGCCUUUAGGCGCUCAGUAAACACAACUCUGCCCGAGUCGGAUGUCGAACCUCGAGCCCCCUUCUAGGUAGCCAAGCCAAGUUCAAGCGCACUUGGCCUCUCGACCACAUAACGAAUUAUAAUAAUACAGAGCGCUUUUGGUCCAAUCUCAUUUGUGAACCAGUGGGGGGGAGGGGUAUCUAGGAGUUAGUUCUCCGUGCUGCCUUUAGGCGCUCAGUAAACACAACUCUGCCCGAGUCGGAUGUCGAACCUCGAGCCCCCUUCUAGGUAGCCAAGCCAAGUUCAAGUGCACUUGGCCUCUCGACCACAUACCGUAUAUAAUACAGACGUUAUUUAUUGAAGAUGAUUACGUCCUACACGUCAUGCAUUUAGUCAUGCAUUCAGUCAUGCUUGGUAACAAAUGACCUUAAUUCAGCCAAGUCAUUGGUUUUCCUGGCUGGCUUAGGCAACCCAUUCCAUGCUCUAAUAGCACUAGGGAAGAAGGAGUAUUUGUAUAUGUAUAAAUAUCAUAGCCAAUGGAACGAGAAAUGUGCCUCUAUCUUUUGUGUCUUUCUGAGUAUUUUAUUAGCUUUUGUUUUUGUAUUUCAAGAUUAUGGUUCAGUGUUUUAUGUAUAUGUAGGUACGUUUGUAUUGUAUGUAUGUAAUGUAUGUAUGUAUGUACGUAUGUAUUGUAUGUAUGAAUGUAUGUAUGAAUGUACGUCCCGCAUAGAAAUUAAAACCGUUUGAGACAAACAUCUAUAAAAAAGCUAACAAGAUCCCCGAAAAAAAGAAUCACCCUUUAUGUCAGGAUUUUAUGAUUUUACCAUCACAAAAGAGAUACAAGACACCGAUAGCAAAGACAAACAGACACAAACACUCUUUUGUUCCCCUGGCAAUCAAAUCAUUAAAUAAGAACAAUCUGGUAUAAACUUUGUCACAUGUAAAUUAUGAGUGAGUCUGGUGUGAAUGUACACUUUGGUUUCUUAUAGUUAUAAUGUUUUUUGUUUGGUGUAAUG